AAAUACAAAUAGGUCUAAACUACACCGAAACCAGGAAAGGGAUAUGUUAUCUACCCAGCCAGCAGCAGCUUCUGGUUUGUCUGAAUCGAUUGAUCGAGCAAGAAAGCAAGCCCACACAACAUGAUACAGAUACUUUCUAAAAUGGAUCCAAAAACUAUAGAGGCCUCACUCAAUCACGAAAUGCUUGAAUGGAUCCAACCCAGUAGCCUUUAUCCUAUCAUUUCUUGCCAUUGAGUCCAGAGCAACGACCCAGGAAAAUGUUUGGUGCAUUUGUAUUUGUUUUGAGCUCUUUAUAUUUGCCAUUCGUUCUUCUCCUUCGUGCCUUAUCCAGAGUAGAGGAGAGCAGAGUCGUUCUUGCUCAGCUUUUCUUCUGCGUCGUUCUAACCAUGGCGGGAACCUCCGCCUUUAAAUCCCCUUGUUUCCGUCCACCUUCUUCCUCCCUCUCGUACAGCUCCAACCCAUUCCCCCUCCGAAAGCUUAGGGUUUCCUUCCCCCGCUCCACAUUCCCCAAAAUAUAUGCAUUGACUAGCAGCGAUAUAAAAGUGGGCCUCAACAUUGAAGUUGAUGGGAUUCCUUGGAAGGUUUUAGAGUUCCUCCAUGUUAAGCCUGGUAAAGGUGCAGCAUUUGUAAGGACUACACUUCGAAACUACUUAACGGGGAAUCAAGUUGAGAAAACUUUCAGAGCUGGGAUUAAGAUUGAAGAGGCUGAUAUAUUCAAGGAAACCAAGCAAUUUACUUACAAAGAUGGUUCUCAGUAUGUGUUUAUGGACUUGACUACAUUUGAAGAAUUCCGUCUCAACGAGGCAGAUGUCGGAGAUAAAUCCAAGUGGCUGAAAGAAGGCACGGACUGCAAUUUGCUAUUCUGGGAAGCAAAGGUGAUUGACUUUGAACUCCCCAUCACAGUGAAGUUAAAAGUGGUUGAAGCCGAUCCUGGCCUUAAGGGUGACACAGCUCAAGGAGGAUACAAGUCUGCUACUGUUGAUACUGGCGCUGUGGUCAGUGUCCCAUUGUUCAUAGAUGUUGGCGAGGAAAUUUUGCUAGAUACUAGAACUGGGCAAUACAUGAGUCGAGCGUAGGUUAUUUAUUCGGGUGUCACAAUUGGGGAGCAUCCAUUGGUUUUGCACAAGAAAUGUAAGUAUGCAUGAGAGUUCCACAGCAAAUGAAAGACUAUCUAUAGCUUGCAUCCGGAAUGGAAGAGUCAUGCAGAAGAGAUUUCAAAGUCCCUGCGUUUUUUGAAGCUCAAGCCUUGAUUACAACAAUUGCUAUCAAGUUUUCAAAAUUCUUGUGUGUGUUAGAUAGAGGGAGGACGAGGACAUAUAUUAACGCCCGUAAAGUGUCAACGAAUCUUAUUAUUACGAAGAAGAAGAAGAUGAAGAA
Messenger RNA from Andrographis paniculata, 1377 nucleotides. RefSeq lists its product as uncharacterized. Lineage: Eukaryota; Viridiplantae; Streptophyta; Magnoliopsida; Lamiales; Acanthaceae. The transcript is spliced from 7 exons. Gene Ontology annotation, cellular component: cytoplasm. The coding region runs from base 258 to 1076 and encodes 272 amino acids. The record is from RefSeq and is a predicted model, not a curated record. Gene Ontology annotation, molecular function: translation elongation factor activity. Gene Ontology annotation, biological process: translational elongation; peptide biosynthetic process.